This is a messenger RNA of Guillardia theta CCMP2712, 1137 nucleotides long. RefSeq lists its product as hypothetical. Gene Ontology annotation, cellular component: transcription export complex 2. The transcript has 14 exons. The record is from RefSeq and is a predicted model, not a curated record. The coding region runs from base 1 to 1137 and encodes 378 amino acids. Lineage: Eukaryota; Cryptophyceae; Pyrenomonadales; Geminigeraceae. Gene Ontology annotation, molecular function: RNA binding; double-stranded DNA binding. Gene Ontology annotation, biological process: poly(A)+ mRNA export from nucleus; transcription elongation by RNA polymerase II; post-transcriptional tethering of RNA polymerase II gene DNA at nuclear periphery.
AUGUCAGGGUAUCCUCGAGAGAUCGCCGCUCUGAUCAGAUCCAACAAUGCGACUGCCGUCGCUUCUCGCCUCGCCCUCACCUCAAGGGAUUCCAACAAGCAGCAGUUCGUGCAGUACAUGGCGACGAGAAGUUAUCAGGGAGUCCUCGGAGAGUGCGAGCGGGUGAUGCAAGCGGAUUGGGCAGAAGUUGUCUGCCACGCUGUGAAGGCCUCGCUAGGGAAGCGCGACGGGAACCUGGCGGAGGCAUACACCCAUCAAGAGGCAGCAGUAGAGUCCUUCAUGCGACUGUUCAAGAAUUUCAACCGCAUGUGGCUUCCAGUGCUCAAGGUUCUCCUGAUCGAUUUGCGACGACUUGGAUAUCAGGCAGACAAGCAACUUAGAUCGGAGGGCAAGGCUACCGAAGCAAACAAGCUGGAAGGAGCUGGGAGGAUAAUGAGGAAGAGCCUGGCCCAGGAGCUUCGGGACGAAGACAAUGACAGGGACAUGUCGAGGACUCACGGAGCCUUGUUUGUGGCAAAUCAAUGCAACAAGAUUUCCGAGGUGUUCUUCGCGCUCAACACGCUCAAACACGUUAAGUCUCUUGUGCUUCCUCCCAUGCUGUCCCUCGACGAGUAUCCCACGCCAGACAGGAUAACGUGGUAUUUCUUCCAAGGGAGGAUGGCGUUGAUGGAGAGUCGCUUCGACCAGGCUGAGACCGACCUCUCUUUCGCCUUCAACAACUGCCCUGCCAACCACGUGACCAACCGCAGGCUGAUCCUGAGGUAUAAGUUGCAACAGUUCGAGAAGCUCGUGCUGGCGUUUCGCAAUGGCGAUGUUCGGCUCUUCGACGAGGCCUUGGAGGAGCAUCAGGAUUUCUUCGUGCAGAAGGCGAUCUACAUCCUCCUCCACAAGCUGAAGCUUUGCGUGUAUCGCAACCUCUUCAAGAAGGCCUAUCAUGUCGUCAAGCCAGCCAACAAUCAGAUCAAGCUCGACGUCCUCGUGUGCGCCGUCAAAGCUGCUGGGGCUGAGGCCGACCCCCAGCAGGUGGAGUGCAUGCUGGCCAACCUGAUCCACCAGGGGAUGGUGAAGGGGUACAUCGCCCAUAAGCAGCAGGUGGUGGUCCUCAAGAAGGAUGAUCCGUUCCGAGUGUCAAGCUAG